Pelagomonas calceolata is the source of this 2143-nucleotide messenger RNA. Lineage: Eukaryota; Pelagophyceae; Pelagomonadales; Pelagomonadaceae. The record is from the annotation of a GenBank genome assembly.
CGCUGCGAAUCGAUAGCGCAACUGCAGCGGCGCAACGCAUAGAUUCCCAUAGCACGAGUUUGCGACCCUUUUCAACCAGAGCUGCAGCGAGCGGCGCGCGUCAAUCAAAACGCAUCGUCAUCGUUUCGUCGAGUCGCAAUAUACCACUCUUGAGCUGGACGGCGAGCGGCGCAACUCUCGAAGCACAUCGACAUCGGUGCUUCGACAGAGGCGCGACGAUGCCCCGCAAGACGCCAAGCAAAAAGAGCCCAAAAAAACGGAGCACCAAAGGCAGCACCGACGACGACGAGCCCUCGACGAGCCUCGGUACCGUGUUCCGGGAGAGCGGCGGAUUAGCAGCUAUCGUAGCGGCCGCGGCCGUCGGCGUGAAAGCAGGAUAUGCGCACUACGUCCUCCUCGUCUUGGUACUCUACGUCGUGACCAACGAAGGAAGGAGAAACGCCGUCGUGCACUGGUGGUGCCGCGCCCUGAGGCCAUUCACGCCGAAUCAAAGGAGGGCGUUCUGGCUGCUGCAAUUCUUAUCGAUUUUUGCGGACAUCACGCGCUACGGCCCGGAGUUCAAGGAUUAUAUAAGAAAUGUAACCCUGGACCCGUGGCGGCGGCCUCAAUUAGUCGGCGCGGCCUGGCUCUGGUGCGAGGAGCGGGACCUGUCGCUGUUCGCGCCACCAUCUGGAAAGGGCGCCCUACCUUUGGUAGACUUGCUGGCUAGGCGUCUCACAAACGUGCCUUUGGAUCAAUGUCGGAGAAGGAUGACGUUGGUUGGUUGGGUGACCGGCGUGGGGCAUUUACUGGGCGUCGUCGGCGUCUUCCCGCGGUUAUCAGCACUCAUCGCCGGAUCAUCAUUGCUCUUCCUGCAAGCGUUGCAUCAGCUCGGGAGCGGUUCGAACCACCGGUGGUUAUUACCUUCAUUAUCAGCGUUAUGUCUAUCCAUAGACAAUAGAAAAGAAUCGUAUGGACGAAGACUUUUGUUAGUGCUCACGGUGGCCAUCUUCGCGAGCGCGGGCUACAUGAAGUUGUGUAAUGGCCCGGACUGUUCUAUGGAAUGGGCCUCGGGUGCAUCAUUGAGAUGGUCCCUCGCCAAACAAAACCCCGUCGAGAGCGGACUUUAUAUGAGAGAAUUGCUCCGUGAUUCUGAGUUGUUGGCGCGACUGGCGUCCAUUUCUACAUUAAUCGUCGAGUGCGGCGCGCCCCUCGCACUACUCGCCACACCCAAAAUCAGGAAUCUCCUGUGCUGGGCCUGGGCCGCCUUCCACGUGAAUAUAUUUAUUGCGAUGCCGAACGUCAAUUACUUACCGUCCGCCGUCGUGUAUCUUACGUUGUUGGUGGACUGGGGGUCACCUCAAGAACCCGUCAAAAGACGUGGAGGCUUCGUCAAGGCUAUACUGGGGUGCCUCGUCGUCGCAGCGGCCACCAUCACCACAGCAACUAGAUCACAGGCCUGGCCCUUCACGUGCCUGCCCAUGUUCUCGCCGAGACGAGACUCGUCAUGGAGCAAAGAAUGCAUGACCUUGAAUCAAACAAGAAUUUUUAUGAAAGAGCGCCAUGCCACGACGAUGGCGUCGCGGCAGUGGGCCUCGGUACUACUAACGUGGUACGACCCCGUGGACCACGUUAUUUUACAUGGGCCAUUUGCGGACGGCGGGCAUGAGUUACGCAAGUACGGGAAGCUGAUGCGGGUCUUGAGCGCGGAGUUGCGCUACCAGGAAGCACACGCGCGGUCGUACGACGGCGGGAGGGCGCCGGCCGCCUUCGCCUUGGAUGAUGCGAUCCUGGCCGACGCGUCGUCGCAGGAGUCGCUGGCGUCGUAUUGUGCGUAUGCCAACGCUACUGACGAACUGGCGAGGUGCGCUUCUGUCGCACAUCGGCUGAAGAAAGUGGCCGCUCCCUCGGAGAAACCAAAACCGAAGGCCGUGCUCGUGGCGGCUUCAUUAACGCACCGUCAGUGCGGCCCCGAGGGCCCGCGGGACGCUGUCGUCGCUGUUAGGCGUAUUGACGGCGCCGCUCCGUGCUCCAUACCGGGCGCGGCCCUCACAGCAUACUGGACGGCCGACGCCGAGAACGUGCCCGAAGGCCGGCAGCCGGCCCUCGACGUGACGCGAGCCUUCUGCCAGCAUCUCACGGGCAUCUCAAGGUACUAUUAACA